CCGGGGCCGGGGCCAGGUCUGGUUGCGGGGCCUGGCGCUGCGGCCGCGAGCGCAGCCUGGAGGCUGGGCUGGCCUCCGUCGGCGGCGGGCGCUCGGGAGCGGGGCCGCGGCGGCCGGAGGACAAAGGGCCGGAGUAGCUGCAGCUGAGGACAGCCACCCUCUCUUCGUCUCUGCUGAGCGAAGGCUACACGGCCCUUCCUCCUUGCAGCUGUUUCACCUUCUACCUUGCGUGGAGCCAGGCUUUUGCACUGAAUCUGAGAUGCCAUUUUAAACAGAAGACUCCAUCCUCUUGAAGAUGGGAAAUUCUUACGCUGGACAGCUGAAGACGACACGCUUUGAAGAGGUCUUGCACAAUUCCAUCGAGGCAUCCCUGCGGUCCAACAACCUGGUGCCCAGGCCCAUCUUUUCCCAGCUGUACCUGGAAGCUGAGCAGCAGCUUGCCGCUCUAGAAGGUGGUAGCCAAGUGGACAACGAGGAAGAGGAAGAAGAGGGAGAAGGAGGGCUGGAAACAAACAGCCCCCCAAACCCUUUCCAGCUGCACCCUCCGCCUGAAGGAUGCUGUACCACAGACGGGUUCUGCCAGGCUGGGAAGGACCUGCGCCUCGUCUCCAUUUCCAACGAGCCCAUUGACGUCCCUGCGGGCUUUCUCCUCGUGGGGGCCAAGUCCCCCAGCCUGCCAGACCAUCUCCUGGUGUGCGCCGUUGACAAGAGGUUCUUGCCGGAUGACAAUGGCCACAAUGCUCUUCUUGGUUUCUCUGGGAAUUGUGUUGGCUGUGGAAAGAAAGGCUUCUGUUACUUCACGGAAUUCUCCAAUCAUAUAAAUCUGAAACUGACCACUCAGCCCAAGAAGCAGAAACACUUGAAGUAUUACCUGGUCCGUAAUGCACAAGGGACUCUAACCAAAGGACCUUUAAUCUGUUGGAAAGGCUCAGAGUUUAGAAGCCGGCAGAUCCCCGCCAGUACUUGUUCCAGUUCCCUCUUCCCAGCCCUGGAGAGCGUGGCUGCCUUCCCCAGCGAGCCCGUUCCUGGGACGAACCCCAGCAUCCUGAUGGGAGCUCAGCAGGCAGGACCAGCUUCUGAUCACCCCUCACUAAGCGCAGCAAUGGGUCCGGCUGUUUUCAACGGCAAAGAUUCCCCGAAGUGCCAACAACUGGCAAAGAAUAACCUGUUGGCCCUGCCGCGACCAUCGGCUUUAGGUAUCUUGUCAAACUCCGGGCCACCCAAAAAACGCCACAAAGGGUGGUCUCCAGAAUCUCCAUCAGCUCCAGAUGGUGGCUGCCCCCAAGGUGGUGGGAACAGAGCUAAGUAUGAGAGCGCAGGUAUGUCCUGCGUGCCACAGGUUGGCUUGGUGGGACCAGCUUCAGUCACCUUUCCAGUGGUGGCCUCUGGAGAACCAGUGUCUGUUCCUGACAACUUGCUGAAAAUAUGCAAGGCCAAGCCAGUGAUAUUUAAAGGCCACGGGAACUUCCCUUACCUCUGCGGGAACUUGAAUGACGUCGUGGUCAGCCCCCUCCUGUACACAUGCUACCAGAAUUCCCAGUCUGUCUCACGGGCGUACGAGCAGUACGGCGCCUCUGCCAUCCAGCCCAUCUCCGAGGAGAUGCAGCUCCUGCUUACCGUCUACUACCUGGUCCAGCUGGCCGCGGACCAGGUGCCCUUGAUGGAGGACCUGGAGCAGAUCUUCCUGCGCUCUUGGCGCGAGUCGCACCUGACCGAGAUCCGGCAGUACCAGCAGGCGCCGCCGCAGCCCUUCCCGCCCGCGCCCAGCGCCGCGGCACCCGUGACCUCCGCGCAGCUGCCCUGGCUGGCCAGCCUGGCCGCCAGCUCCUGCAACGACAGCGUGCACGUCAUCGAGUGUGCCUACUCCCUGGCCGAGGGCCUCUCCGAGAUGUUCCGGCUGUUGGUCGAGGGCAAGCUCGCCAAGACCAACUACGUGGUCAUCAUCUGCGCCUGCCGCAGCGCGGCCAUCGACUCCUGCAUCGCAGUCACUGGAAAAUACCAAGCCCGGAUUCUUUCCGAGAGCCUUCUCACCCCUGCGGAGUACCAGAAGGAAGUCAAUUACGAGCUGGUUACGGGGAAGGUAGACUCGCUGGGGGCCUUCUUUAGCACCCUCUGUCCAGAGGGUGACAUUGACAUUUUGCUGGACAAAUUUCACCAGGAAAAUCAAGGCCAUAUUUCUUCCUCACUCACUGCCUCUUCUGUCACUAAAGCAGCAUCCCUGGAUGUCAGUGGGACACCGGUGUGCACAAGUUACCAUCUGGAGCCACACAGCAUCCGGCCCUUCCAGCUGGCAGUAGCACAGAAGCUCCUCUCCCAUGUGUGUUCCAUUGCGGAUUCCAGCACCCAAAAUCUGGACCUGGGAUCCUUUGAGAAGGUGGACUUUCUCAUUUGCAUUCCACCCUCAGAAGUGACCUACCAGCAGACUCUGUUCCACGUGUGGCAUUCAGGGGUUUUGCUGGAGCUUGGUCUGGAGAAAGAGCACAUGACGAAGCAGAGGGUGGAACAGUAUGUUCUGAAGCUAGACGCGGAGGCACAGACAAAAUUUAAGGCUUUUCUGCAAAACUCCUUCCAGAACCCGCAUACACUUUUUGUCCUAAUCCACGACCAUGCGCACUGGGAUCUUGUGAGUAGCGCUGUUCAUAACCUCUAUUCUCAAAGUGACCCGUCGGUGGGAUUGGUGGACCGAUUGCUCAACUGCAGGGAGGUGAAGGAGGCCCCCAACAUUGUGACACUUCACGUGACCUCCUUCCCGUAUGCACUGCAGACACAGCACACCCUCAUCAGCCCCUACAACGAGAUCCACUGGCCUGCCUCCUGCAGUAAUGGAGUGGACUUAUAUCAUGAAAAUAAGAAGUACUUCGGGCUGUCGGAGUUUAUUGAAUCCACGCUUUCAGGACACAGCCUCCCCUUGCUCAGAUACGACAGCUCCUUUGAGGCCAUGGUCACUGCAUUGGGAAAAAGGUUCCCCCGCCUGCACAGCGCGGUGAUCAGGACCUUUGUUCUCGUGCAGCACUACGCGGCCGCCCUGAUGGCCGUGAGCGGCCUCCCACAGAUGAAGAAUUACACGUCGGUGGAGACGCUGGAGAUCACGCAGAACCUCCUCAACUCCCCGAAGCAGUGCCCCUGCGGCCACGGGCUCAUGGUCCUGCUGCGGGUGCCCUGUUCGCCCCUGGCGGCCGUGGCCUAUGAGCGGCUGGCCCAUGUGCGGGCCCGGCUGGCGCUGGAGGAGCACUUUGAGAUCAUCCUGGGCAGUCCCAGCUCAGGCGUCACCGUGGGGAAGCACUUCGUAAAGCAGCUCAGGAUGUGGCAGAAAAUCGAGGAUGUGGAGUGGAGACCCCAGACGUACUUGGAGCUGGAGGGUCUGCCUUGCAUCCUGAUCUUCAGUGGGAUGGACCCGCACGGGGAGUCCUUGCCGAGGUCUUUGAGGUACUGUGACCUGCGAUUGAUAAACUCUUCCUGCUUGGUGAGAACAGCCUUGGAGCAGGAGCUGGGCCUGGCUGCCUACUUUGUGAGCAACGAGGUUCCCUUGGAGAAGGGGGCUAGGAACGAGGCCUUGGAGAGUGAUGCAGAGAAGCUGAGCAGCACAGACAACGAGGAUGAGGAGCUGGGGACAGAAGGCUCCACCUCGGAGAAGAGAAGCCCCAUGAAAAGGGAGAGGUCCCGCUCCCACGACUCAGCAUCCUCGUCCCUCUCCUCCAAGGCGUCCGGUUCAGCACUCGGUGGCGAGUCCUCGGCUCAGCCCACAGCACUCCCCCAGGGAGAGCAUGCCAGGUCGCCCCAGCCCUGUGGCCCCGCAGAGGAGGGCAGAGCCCCUGGUGAGAAACAGAGGCCCCGGGCAAGUCAGGGGCCACCGUCGGCCAUCAGCAGGCACAGUCCUGGGCUGACACCCCAGCCGGACUAUAGCCUCAAGACCGGCCAGAGGAGCGUCCAGGUGUCGGUCACCUCGUCGUGCUCCCAGCUGUCCUCCUCCUCGGGCUCAUCCUCCUCGUCCGUGGCACCCGCUGCCGGCACGUGGGUCCUGCAGGCCUCCCAGUGCUCCCUGACCAAGGCCUGCCGCCAGCCGCCCAUCGUCUUCUUGCCCAAGCUCGUGUACGACAUGGUUGUGUCCACUGACAGCAGCGGCCUGCCCAAGGCCGCCUCCCUCCUGCCCUCCCCCUCGGUCAUGUGGGCCAGCUCUUUCCGCCCCCUGCUCAGCAAGACCAUGACAUCCACCGAGCAGUCCCUCUACUACCGGCAGUGGACGGUGCCCCGGCCCAGCCACAUGGACUAUGGCAACCGGGCCGAGGGCCGCAUGGACGGCUUCCACCCCCGCAGGCUGCUGCUCAGCGGCCCCCCUCAGAUCGGGAAGACAGGCGCCUACCUGCAAUUCCUCAGUGUCCUGUCCAGGAUGCUUGUUCGGCUCACAGAAGUGGAUGUCUAUGAUGAGGAGGAGAUCAAUAUCAACCUCAGAGAAGAAUCUGACUGGCAUUAUCUCCAGCUUAGCGACCCCUGGCCAGACCUGGAGCUGUUCAAGAAGUUGCCCUUUGACUACAUCAUUCACGACCCAAAGUAUGAAGAUGCCAGCCUGAUUUGUUCGCACUACCAGAGUAUAAAGAGUGAAGACAGAGAGAUGUCCCGGAAGCCGGAGGACCUUUAUGUGCGGCGUCAGACGGCACGGAUGAGACUGUCCAAGUAUGCAGCGUACAACACUUACCACCACUGUGAGCAGUGCCACCAGUACAUGGGCUUCCACCCCCGCUACCAGCUGUAUGAGUCCACCCUGCACGCCUUUGCCUUCUCUUACUCCAUGCUAGGAGAAGAGAUCCAGCUGCACUUCAUCAUCCCCAAGUCCAAGGAGCACCACUUUGUCUUCAGCCAACCUGGAGGCCAGCUGGAGAGCAUGCGACUGCCCCUCGUGACAGACAAGAGCCACGAGUAUAUAAAAAGCCCGACGUUCACUCCAACCACCGGCCGUCAUGAACAUGGGCUCUUUAAUCUGUACCAUGCAAUGGAUGGUGCCAGCCAUUUGCACGUGCUGGUUGUCAAGGAAUAUGAGAUGGCAAUUUAUAAGAAAUAUUGGCCCAACCACAUCAUGCUGGUGCUCCCCAGUAUCUUCAACAGCGCUGGAGUUGGUGCCGCCCAUUUCCUCAUCAAGGAGCUGUCCUACCAUAACCUGGAGCUCGAGCGGAACCGGCAGGAGGAGCUGGGGAUCAAGCCGCAGGACAUCUGGCCUUUCAUUGUGAUCUCUGAUGACUCCUGCGUGAUGUGGAACGUGGUGGACGUCAACUCUGCUGGGGAGAGAAGCAGAGAGUUCUCCUGGUCGGAAAGGAAUGUGUCUUUGAAGCACAUCAUGCAGCACAUCGAGGCGGCCCCCAACAUCAUGCACUAUGCCCUGCUGGGCCUGCGGAAGUGGUCCAGCAAGACCCGGGCCAGCGAGGUGCGAGAGCCCUUCUCCCGCUGCCACGUGCACAACUUCAUCAUCCUGAACGUGGACCUGACCCAGAACGUGCAGUACAACCAGAACCGGUUCCUGUGUGACGAUGUAGACUUCAACCUGCGGGUGCACAGCGCUGGCCUCCUGCUCUGCCGGUUCAACCGCUUCAGCGUGAUGAAGAAGCAGAUCGUGGUGGGCGGCCACAGGUCCUUCCACAUCACAUCCAAGGUGUCUGAUAACUCUGCGGCGGUCGUGCCGGCCCAGUACAUCUGUGCCCCAGACAGCAAGCACACGUUCCUCGCGGCGCCCGCCCAGCUCCUGCUGGAGAAGUUCCUGCAGCACCACAGCCACCUCUUCUUCCCGCUGUCCCUGAAGAACCAUGACCACCCAGUGCUGUCUGUCGACUGUUACCUGAACCUGGGAUCUCAGAUUUCUGUUUGCUAUGUGAGCUCCAGGCCCCACUCUUUAAACAUCAGCUGCUCGGACUUGCUGUUCAGUGGGCUGCUGCUGUACCUCUGUGACUCUUUUGUGGGAGCUAGCUUUUUGAAAAAGUUUCAUUUUCUGAAAGGUGCGACCUUGUGUGUCAUCUGUCAGGACCGGAGCUCACUGCGCCAGACGGUCGUCCGCCUGGAGCUCGAGGAUGAGUGGCAGUUCCGGCUGCGCGAUGAGUUCCAGACCGCCAAUGCCAGGGAAGACCGGCCGCUCUUUUUUCUGACCGGACGACACAUCUGAGGAAGACAGCGGCGAGUUUUCUGGAAGAGAUGAGUGCUCAGAGCCCUCAUGCUGUUGAGGCUAAAGGGAGGCCUGGAACUGUGGGGCGUUUGACUGGAAUGGACCCCAGGGACUGUCCAGGCGCAGCCCCUCCUAGUACACAUGGGCCCUGGAGGCUGUGGUCCUGGGAGCCAGAAAAAGACUCCGCAGUGGGUGGGAAUGAAAACUUGAGACUCCCAAGUUCUGGGCCAGCCCAUUGCCCUGGGCUGUUUUAAAGCCCAUUUCACGAGGAACAGAGAUUUACUUCCUGUCCUGCCAUUCGUGUGCUUCCAUGGACAAACCUGAUUUUAUUCUCUUAGUUCUAAAGAAUCUUGGGUUAUUUUGUAGUGGUGCCAGUAUUUCAGUAGAUGGGAUUUCAGCCAAGUAGGUUCCCCUGUAACCUCCUACAAAGCAAUAUUCCAAAGGAACAUUUUAACUGUAAAGGCUGGAGACAAGAAAAAAUAAGUAGAUCGUUUUAAUAACAAUUAUUUAAUUGCCUAUAAGUUUGCUGUUUCAGAGGCUAGCCCAAAGGCAUCAAAUUUAAUAAAGUUAAACAAAUUGAUUUACUUCAGAGCAAAUAUGAUCCUAUUAAAAUAAUAUAGGGUAAAUACCCUACCUCUUAGAAAGGGCAAAAAUGCAAAGAAGCUUUCUUUAAAACUAAAAGGGUUUUUUGGGGGGGGGGUUGGGGGGAGGAAAUAAGGCUAACAGAGGUUGACCUAAAAUUAGCCUUACAAAGGAGAAAGGACUACAUUGCUUACUUGAAACAAACAAUGAAAACAACCAAAGUGAUAUAUAAAAUAGUUGAUGAGAACUAGACUUAUGACUGUAAUUUACUGGAGUUUAGUUUUCAGUUCCUAAAGUAGCUCAUUUUCUCUUACUAAUGUUUGGUUCCUCAGGGAAGAAUCUCACUUGACUAGAGAGGAGGUGGGAACAGAAGAGAGAAGGAGGCAGGGAGAUAUAUUUCUUAGGGCUCACCCCUUCACACACUGACAGAAUGUUUUUUUGUUUGUUUGUUUGUUUGUUUGUUUUUGAGAAGGAGUCUCGCUCUGUCGCCCAGGCUGGAGUGCAGUGGUGCGAUCUCGGCUCACUGCAAGCUCCGCCUCCCGGGUUCACGCCAUUCUCCUGCCUCAGCCUCCCUAGUAGCUGGGACUACAGGCGCCCACCACCACGCCCAGCUAAUUUUUUGUAUUUUUUAGUAGAGACGGGGUUUCACCAUGUUAGCCAGGAUGGUCUCGAUCUCCUGACCUCAUGAUCCGCCCGCCUCGGCCUCCCGAAGUGCUGGGAUGACAGGUGUGAGCCACCGCGCCCGGCCCAGAAUGGUUUUUAAAGCCACAGUUGAGAGGCCACCCAUUGCCUGGCGCCUGGACAGUGAUCAUCUUGUUCAUCUUGUUCAGUCCUUUCUUGUGUGAUUGGAAUUAUUAGUCCCCUUUGAAAGAUGAGAAGGUUGAGAUGCAAAGAGUCUACCUUUCCAAGUUCUCACUGCUAGAAAGAGCUGGAAGUACAGUUCAAAUUUCUGGCUUCUGGACUCUGCAGUCCAGGUCUCCCUUCUCCCACUCGCCUACCCUCAAUGCCACACUGUUUUUGAAGUGGCACAUAACUUGAAGGAAAAGUUUAAAGACAGUUCAAUUUAAUCAUCAGAAUGCAUUCUUUUUUUUUUUUUUCGAGACGGAGUUUCACUCUUGCUGCCCAGGCUGGAGUGCAAUGGUGCAAUGAUCUCGGCUCACUGCAACCUCUGCCUCCUGGGUUCAAGUGAUUCUCCAGCCUCAGCCUCCCGAGUAGCUGGGAUUAUGGGCACCCACCACCAUGCCCAGCUAAUUUUUGUAUUUUUUUUUUAGUAGAGAUGGGGUUUCGCCAUGUUGGCCAGGCUGGUCUUGUGAACUCCUGGCCUCAGGUGAUCUGCCCACCUCAUCUUCCCAAAGUGCUGGGAUUACAGGCAUGAGCCACUGCGCCUGGCCUCAGAAUGCAUUCUUACACAUCUAUCCUAGACAUUUAUAAGCACUCUAAUGGAUAACAAUCCAAGAAUAAAUGAUUGUAAAAGAUGAUGCUGAAGAGUUGAUGUCAAUCUUUUUUUCCUAAGAAAAAAAGUCCACGAGUAUUAAAUAUUUAGAUCAAUGUUUAUAAAAUGAUCACUUUGUAUAUCUCAUUAUUCCUGUUUUGGAAUAAAAACUGACCUUCUUCAAUCAUAUACUUGUCUUUUGUAAAUAGCAGCUUUUGUGUCAUUCUGCCCACUUUAUUAGUUAAUUUAAAUUCGAAAAAACCCCCAAACUAAUAUUCUUGUCUGUUUCAGUCUUAUAAAUAAAACUUAUAAUGCAUGUAUUGUUUU
Molecule: messenger RNA, 8486 nt
Organism: Pongo pygmaeus (Bornean orangutan)
Lineage: Eukaryota; Metazoa; Chordata; Mammalia; Primates; Hominidae
Gene: GREB1
Product: growth regulating estrogen receptor binding 1
Exons: 33
Coding region: 296-6145 (1949 amino acids)
Biological process (GO): multicellular organism development
Source: RefSeq, a predicted model, not a curated record